This is a messenger RNA of Lepisosteus oculatus (spotted gar), 4523 nucleotides long. It is a transcript of the gene oga, whose product is annotated as O-GlcNAcase. The record is from RefSeq and is a predicted model, not a curated record. Gene Ontology annotation, biological process: glycoprotein metabolic process. Gene Ontology annotation, molecular function: beta-N-acetylglucosaminidase activity. Lineage: Eukaryota; Metazoa; Chordata; Actinopteri; Semionotiformes; Lepisosteidae.
CCCUGGGACUGUCCGGUUAGGACUGGUCUGAACCGGUUUUCUGCGGCUGCGCAGUUGGUGUAAACAGGAAGCAGUGGUGGGAGCACAGCGGAGGAGACGAGCAGCUUGAAAACAAUUCGAUAAAAAUCGGAAAAUAAUUGAAAAAAAGUAACGUUUCGCCUGAUGAUAUACGUACAGCACCGGUGACGGAUCGCAAUGUACAGAUUUUAAAAGGAGGAUUGAUGUUCUAGACUUAAAUAAUUUAGCCAUACUUCUGCUGCAGCUAAGAAAACGAGGAAAAUUCCGAGAAGGCGUUAAUAACUGUCGUUUUAGCCGAGAACUCAGUGCACUCAACGCAAUUCUGAAGAAAGAACUAAAACGUCUCCCCGUUGCCAGGGGUGGCCUGUGCGGAUACUGCUACUCCCAGGUGGUGUGACGAAUACAGCUUCCCGUUACGUCUUCCAGCCGAGACUCAGACACCUGCCUUCAUACCGUUUCGCUACAUGGCCUGCUAACCGCUUCUCCAGCCGAGAGUCCCGCAUACUUCGUUGACGUUCAGCCCCGCGCAGCCCCGGACCAUGGUCCAGGAGGAGAAGGCGGCGGAGCCCCAGGCGGCCGAUGGCGAUCAGACCCCCAGCCCCCUGGCAGCCGAGGCGGCGGUGGACGCCCCGACUCAAAUAGAGGAGCCCAGCCUCGGCACCGAGACCACUGGUCGCAGGACAUUCAUCAGCGGCGUGGUGGAGGGUUUCUAUGGGCGCCCAUGGACUAUGGAACAAAGGAAAGAGCUUUUCAGGAGACUACAGAAAUGGGGACUGAAUACAUAUCUUUAUGCACCAAAAGAUGACUAUAAGCACAGGAUGUUUUGGAGGGAGAUGUAUUCAGUGGAAGAAGCAGAGCAACUUAUGACCCUUAUUGCUGCUGCAAAGGAGCACGGAAUUGAAUUUAUCUACGCUAUCUCCCCUGGUCUCGAUAUAACAUUUUCCAACCAGAAAGAAGUUUCAACAUUAAAGCGGAAGUUAGAUCAGGUCUCUCAGUUUGGAUGCAAGUCCUUUGCUUUGUUGUUUGAUGACAUUGAUCACAACAUGUGCCCAGCAGACAAAGAGGUUUUCAGUUCAUUUGCACAUGCCCAGGUCUCCAUCACAAAUGAGAUCUUUCAGUAUUUGGGAGAACCUGAGUCUUUUUUGUUCUGCCCUACAGAAUACUGUGGAACCUUCUGUUAUCCAAAUGUAUCUCAAUCCCCUUAUCUGCGGACUGUUGGUGAAAAGCUUCUUCCAGGUAUUCAGGUGCUGUGGACAGGUCCUAAAGUAGUGUCAAAAGACAUUACAGUGGAGUCCAUUGAAGAGGUAUCCAAAAUUUUGAAGAGGGCUCCAGUUAUCUGGGACAACAUUCAUGCCAAUGACUAUGACCAAAAGAGACUCUUCCUGGGUCCAUAUAAGGGGAGGUCCACAGAACUCAUUCCCAGACUUAAGGGGGUCCUUACCAACCCCAACUGUGAAUUUGAAUCCAACUUUGUGGCCAUCCAUACCCUGGCCACCUGGUACAAAUCCAACAUGAAUGGAGUACGAAAAGAUGUUGUUAUGACAGACACUGAGGACAGCACAGUGUCUAUUCAGAUCAAGCUGGAGAAUGAAGGGAGUGAUGAAGAACUAGAGACAGAUAUGCUCUACAGUCCACAGCUGGCCCUCAAACUUGCCCUAACAGAGUGGCUGGGGGAAUUUGGAGUGCCUCAUCAGUAUAACAGUCGGCAGGUACCUCACAGUGGAGCAAAGAGUUCAGCUCUAGAUGUGGCCUCCCUAGGGGCACCAAAUCUUGGAUCCUCCACAACCGUGACCACUGUCUACCAGCAGCCAAUCAUGAGUCAGGGGGCGGCACUUAGUGAGGAGCCCCAGCCACUGGGCAAGGAGGAAGAGGAGGAAGAGGUCGAGGUGGAGAAGAAGGAGCAGUUGUUGCUGCAGUCAGACGAAGAACCCAUGGAGAUGGUGGUGGAGAAGCAGGAUGAACCAGACACCAAGAAUGUCAACCAGAUCCUGACAGAAAUCGUGAAGGCAAAGAUGACGGAGGAACUGAAGCCCAUGGACACUGACAAAGAGAGCAUUGCGGAGUCCAAGUCCCCAGAAAUGUCCAUUCAGGAGGACUCGGGAAGUGACAUUGCCCCCAUGCAGACUGACGAUCAGUUAAACAAAGAGACCUUUGUGCCAGGCCCCAAUGAGAAGCCCCUGUACACAGCAGAGGCGCUGACACUGGAGGACCUCACUCUUCUGGCAGAGCUCUUCUACCUACCCUAUGAGCAUGGUCCCAAGGCUGUGCAGAUGCUGAAGGAGUUCAACUGGCUCAGGGCCAACAGCAGUGUCGUCAGUGUCAACUCCAAAAGGAAGGAACCUGAAAAGGUUGCAGAAUGGCAGUCACGUGCGGAGACAUUUGAGGAAAUGUGUUGUUCAGUCAUCCAAAUGUUCACCCGACUCUCAAACUCUGCCAACAGGACAAUACUCUACGAUCUAUAUCCCUACAUCUGGGAUAUAAAGAGUAUCAUCUCAAUGGUGAAAUCAUUUGUUCAGUGGUUAGAUGGAAGAAUCCUCUGCACAAGUUUCUACUGCUAUUGGAGGGACAAUGGCCGAUGGUGUCGUAGUCAAUCAUCAGCACAGUUCUUAAGUGGAGACCAAGAGCCUUGGGCCUUUAGGGGCGGUCUAGCAGGAGAGUUCCAGCGAUUGUUGCCAAUUGAUGGGGCAAAUGACCUUUUCUACCAGCCUCCGCCUGCUAUGCCAACCUCUAAAAUUUAUUCCAUAAGGCCAUACUUUGCAAAAGAUGAGCCUGCUGUGUACAAGAUAUGCAGAGAAAUAUUUAACGAAGGAAUAGAUGGGGUUCCUUUCUCUGAGCAGCCAGAUUUAAUUGGAGACAGGUUAGUGGGAGGCUUCUUGACGUUGAGCCCAGACUAUGGCUUUGUCCUGGAGGAUGAAGAAGGAAUCUGUGGCUACGCUCUUGGGACAGUUGACGUCAAACCCUUUGUGAAAAAGUGCAAGAUGAGCUGGAUCCCAACGAUGCAGGAGAAAUACAUUAAACCAGAUGUUGAGAAAGAUCUCUCUGAGGCAGAGAAAAUGAUGUUGAGUUUCCAUGAAGAGCAGGAGGGCCUGCCUGAAUCAUUCCUCAGCAAUUUCCCUUCUCUGAUCAAAGUGGACAUCCACACAAAGGUCACUGACCCUAGUGUGGCCAAGAGCAUGAUGGGCUGCCUGCUUUCGUCACUGAAAGCCAAUGGGUCCCAUGGUGCCUUUUGUGAAGUGAGGCAAAACGAUAAAAGAAUGUUGGACUUCUACAGCAAAUUGGGCUGCUUUGAAGUUGCAAAAAUGGAGGGAUUCCCAAAAGAUGUGAUUAUUAUGGGAAGGAGCCUGUGAACCCCAGCUGAAUGUGAAGUAAAUGAAUAUUGCAAUGAAAACUGUACAAAGCUUCAUUGUGAAUAGGCCUACAUGUUUGCCACAAAAACCACAAAAGGCGUAAAAAGGUGUACAUAUAUAGUACCACUACUAUCAAUAGGUGCAAGUUAGUGUUUUUAAAAUCUGCCCUUAAUUACAAAAUGCAUUUGUUAAAUUGAAACUCCUCCUUUAUUUGGGCUUUCCUGCAGUGCCAAUUAGGGACAUCUGUGCUUUGAUUUGAAAGCAAGGUGCUACCACUGUCUCCACUGUUGUAAUUUAAACAUGUAAGCUUGACUGUGUGAAGGGUUUAGGCCUUUCUGAGUACUCAUCUCCUUUUCAUCUGCAGCAGCUGGCUUUGGAAGUGUCAUCUUGUCUAACCUUCCUGAAAUUGCUCUAUAACAUUUUAAUGUUAUUUUCUCUUAGUAUUUUAUGUGGAGGGGCACACGAGUUAAAGGCCUCUAUUGCUAGCAGAAGACCUUGAGAUGAUACACCUGGGAGCCUUCUGUGUAGUUGUGCACAUGACUGAUCUUGCCUGGCUUGGUAAUUCUCAGUUUGAACACUGUGAGCUGAGCAAUGUGGCUACACAAAGAAGUGAAAAAUUUAUGGUCGCUGGUACCUUUCUUCAGUUCCAUGAGUGUUGCGCAUCUUUGUGAAUACAUAUGUAGCCCUUAAGCACAAGAAACUGAGCAGCAGCAGCUGCAGGAGAACAUGGGUAAGACAGCAAAAUGUUCUGGUGCUUUCACUUCCUGAUGCCUUGAAGUGUGGUCCAUCCUCAGAAUCAGUAGUGACUUGUUAAAGAGAAAAGCAUGUACUGCUUAUGGAAUGUAAACGAUUUAUACUAUUGUGAGGUGAGUUUUGGUUGUGCUCAGUAAGUGAUAGGGUUUACAUUAAAAAUGCAUAAGAUUGAAUCAAUCACUAAACAUCUGUUCUGCUAUUCUAGAAUGACUUAGGCUGUUUUUCUAUCUUACAUCAUGUUAUUAUUUGGAAUUUGUAUGUGUAUAUGAAUGUACAUAGUAUGUAUUUUUGAUGGACACUUGCUGCAGAGAACCUUCAGAAGAAGGUUUCAUUGUUAUGUACUAAAUUACAAAUACAAUGUGCAAAUCCUUUACAUCUAAUAAAUAAUACAGAUGAAGUGUGAAA